AUGAGUACCUUAGUUAUUGGAUUAGGAGGUGUAGGAACCGUUGCUGCUUAUACCUUACAGAAAAAGGUCGAAGUCACUGCUAUUGUUAGAUCAGGACACGAAGAAGUAAAAGCCAAUGGAUUUACUAUCAAAUCUGCAGAUUAUGGUGAAGUACAAUACAAACCAACUAAUCUUGUCAAAGAUUUGAAAGGUGCUGAAGAAUUUGGACCUUUUGAUAAUAUUGUAGUAUCAACAAAAGUCAUACCAAAAGAUAAAAAUAUCUGGGAUGAUGUCAAAGAACAUCCUAACUUAUUCAAAAAGGGAACUAACGUGGUUUUGAUCCAAAAUGGUAUUGAGAUUGAUAAAUAUUGGAGUCUUCCUGAUGUGAACUUAAUCAGUGGAGUAUCAUAUAUUUCCUCCACCAAAGUUGGUACCACUAUUAACCAAGUUGCUCCUGAUGAAGUUUCAUUCGGUUUAUUCGAUGGUGGUGAUGAAGAAGCUUUGAAAGAAUUUGUUGCAUUAUAUACCAAUGAUGUUAACAAAGCUAACAUUAAAAUUGAUGAUAAUGUUAGAUUCACUAGGUUGAAGAAAUUAUUAUAUAAUGCUUCCUACAAUACCAUUGGAUGUCUUAUGAAUGUUGAUGUUGGAAUCAUUUACACUUCACCAGAUUUAGUCAACAAGAUUAGAGAUGUUAUGAAGGAAAUCCAAUUAGUCGCUAACAAAGACUUAGAAGCUCACAACUCAGACAAAAAGAUCACUGAUACUGAUGUUGAAAACAUGAUUAAGUUCACCAGGGAAAUCGAUGUUCCUGUUAACUACCAACCUUCAAUGUUGGUCGAUUUUAGAAAUGAUAGAGAAAUAGAAGUUGAAGUUAUUUUAGGUAAUUUGAUUAGAUUAAACAAAGAUGAUAAGAUUCCUUUAUUAGAAUUCAUCUAUGAUGGUUUACAAGUCAUCCAAUAUACUUUAACCAAUAAAUUAAGACAUAAGUCAUAA
Molecule: messenger RNA, 972 nt
Organism: Yamadazyma jaroonii
Lineage: Eukaryota; Fungi; Ascomycota; Pichiomycetes; Serinales; Debaryomycetaceae
Source: the annotation of a GenBank genome assembly